CGGGCUCUGUGUUCCAAACCCUCGCUCUAGGAGUCGUUGGAAGUUUCGUCAGGAUUUUUUGGAACGCCGGUGGGGGCGGGGCGAGGAAAAGAGCGGUUUCCGCCCAGUAAUUCCAGGUUUCCUGUAGGGGGCGUUCCAGCGGCGGAGAAAUUCCUUCUUCCGGGAUCUAGGCCGCUCCUUCUCUGACUGCCUUCACACCCUCAUCGUUUCUAUCACGACUUGCGGGUGUGGGUCCCAAAGCAGUAGGUCAAGAUGGGCCAAACCGCUGGAAGGGCGAGGAGGCCCGUGGUUGCCCCACCACUCCUGGAUGGGAAAUGAUGCCUCGUGGAGGCGCCCCGGCGCCAGUCGCGAAGUAGGGGCGCGAGCCCCACCCCCACUCCGGCGUGAGAUCCGCCCGCUCUUUCCGUCCCCUCUCCCCCGCAGCGAUCGCCUAAGGAGCGGCCUGGGCCGUGGCACGCAUGCGCGCAGGGCGCCGGGAGCCGUUGUGGGCCCGCCCGGAUGACUGCCGGAGGGCGGGCCGGGGCCCAGGCAUGGAUAGGCCCCGACACCCGACACCUCGGAUGAGCCUUGUCCCCCGAAAUCCGGCUUCUUCCCGCGUCUUGUCCAUCAGAGGCCCUGCUGGUAUUCUGGUGUUUGGGUCAAAUCCCUUGGAGCAGGAAGAACAGGAAUCUACCAUCUAAACUUUGGAAGAUAAAAAAAUACCCAAAAUGAAGUCAUCAAAACCUAAAACUGCAACUUUUGCUCUAGGCGUAGAAAAUUCAGAUUCAGCUUCUAAAAAAGCUUCAACUCUUUCAUCAGGAGUGUAUAAAACAAGGAAAAGAAGUAGCGUAAAAGGUAUCAAUGAAAAUGAAUCAAUGAUCCUUGCUCCUCCACCUGUAGCAGAAUCAAUGCUAAAGCAUGCCAUUUCCAUUCCAUCUGAAAAUUCAGAGAAUAUUCUAGAUGAUGAGCAAAUUGUCAAGCAAGUUACUAAACGUCUUAAGGAGAUUUCUGCUUCUUUAGAAAAAACUUAUGGACUUGAUGUCAAAGAAGAGCUGUCAGUAGAGAAAAUACCAAGUCCAGAAGGAGGAGAAAAGCCACUUACAGAAGCAGAAGAUAUGACUUCAUUCUUGUUAUUCUGUACAUCACUUGCAAAACAGCUUGAAGAAGCAGUUAAAGAAGAACAACAGAUAUUGGAAUCUCUUUUUAAGUGGUUUCAACGAGAAGUAUAUCAUGUAGAAGAGUUAGUUAAAGAACAAAAUGUUUCAGACUGGGAGCUUCCUUUGCCAGAUAAAGCAGUAUCUUCAAGUAUUAACCAAGUGAUAGACCUUUUGCAAAAACUUGAAAAAUUAAGGAAUCGCUUUUGUACAGUGCCGAUCGCCACCCGAAGAGCUGUAGCUGCAAAACAUAAGCAGGACAGCCAAUCAGAAACAACUCAGAUUUAUCAAGAAGUAAUGAAGAUGAUUGAAGACUAUGGUGCAAAUUUUGAAAAUGACGAGUUCAUAGAAACUAUCAAGAACAUUGUGGAUAAUGUGUUUUUAUCAGAAUCUACUGAAUCAGUGUAUCUUCAGUUUCAAGAAAUGUUUAAAAUAGUUGAAAAACAAGCAACUAAGUUGCAACGAGUGAUGAAUGACCUAGAAUCCCUGGAGGUGAAAUACAAGAUGACUCAAAAUGAUUUCGAUAUAGUAACAGAAGAAAAAAUUAUCUUAGAGAAUGAACUCAAAAAAAUCAAGGGUCCAGAAAAAAUAGAGCAAUUGCUACAGAGAGAAAAGAUACUCUUGGAGUUGCAAAGGAAAAAAUCAGAAAAAGUUACAUCUAGAGACUCACUUAGAAAUGGAGAUCUAGACAGCUUUUCGAAGAGAUCUUCUAUUAUUUUAACAAGUGCCGAUGCUGCUAAAUUAAAGGAAGAACUACUUCAAGCUCAGGUGAAGGAUCAGCCUAAUAAAGAGAACUCUGGCAAGAAUCUUGUCAGCAAUAACGUGGCCAAAAGCUUGUGGGUUUUGGCAAUGAAGAAAUAUCUAGGAUAAUGGAAGUGUUAAUAAGGGAAUAGAUAUGAAAUAAAUUCUGAAAGAAAAGUUAAUAGAAUUUGGUGAGUGAAGGGGAAGAUCUUUAAGGUUUACUUGUAAUGAAAUCAGUAAUGUUAUCAACAAAGACGAAACAAUUGGAAGAAGAGAGUUAUUUGAGGGUGAAUUUCUUACUACAUUAUUUCAUUGGCUACUGUGGAUGUAACCCAAAUCCAGAAGACUAAGUUGGGUAAUGGAAUCAAAACGCAGAAAAGUAGCAACUAUCACUCAUUCACCUAAUAAAGGUACCAGACUUUGAGGUUUUCUGUAUCCAAACUAUAAAAGCUGAACAGUUCUAGAUUUCUGGGUGGAUGUUUCUAAACUUGCUCUUAUAUUUCAGAGCUGAUGGUAAAAACAGAAUGGAGACUGAGAGAACAGAGAACUACAUGAGAUCUCUGUGAC
This is a messenger RNA of Sarcophilus harrisii (Tasmanian devil), 2441 nucleotides long. RefSeq names its product coiled-coil domain containing 7 (gene CCDC7). The record is from RefSeq and is a predicted model, not a curated record. The coding region runs from base 708 to 2003 and encodes 431 amino acids. Lineage: Eukaryota; Metazoa; Chordata; Mammalia; Dasyuromorphia; Dasyuridae. The transcript has 16 exons.